This is a messenger RNA of Lathyrus oleraceus (garden pea), 1167 nucleotides long. Its product is annotated as cyclase-like protein 2. The record is from RefSeq and is a predicted model, not a curated record. Lineage: Eukaryota; Viridiplantae; Streptophyta; Magnoliopsida; Fabales; Fabaceae. Gene Ontology annotation, molecular function: arylformamidase activity. The coding region runs from base 82 to 891 and encodes 269 amino acids. The transcript is spliced from 7 exons.
CGACAUAGAAACACCCCUAAAAGAAGAGAAGAAUAAAAUCGCGAGGGAGGAGGUAGCAAGUAAAAGCAACACGACACGAGCAUGAAGUCUCUAUUUAUAUUCGCGUUUUUCUCUGCGAUUUCCAUCGCCGCAGCCUCCACAGCCUACCCUUCCAUCCCCGGCCUCGAUUCCGGCGACUGCUCCCUCACCGGCGACGAAACGAAUCUCGUCCCUCCACGCCGCGAAGUCUACGAUGACGGACGAUUAUUCGAUAUCACACACAGGUUCGUCCCUGAGAUGCCGGUUUGGGACUCCAAGGAAGGGUUAGGCCACUUUCUCUGGCUUGCUGAUAGCAUGAAAAACGGCUCACGCGCUAAUGGCUCGGCUAUGAAGCUUGGCGUUCACACCGGAACUCAUGUUGACGCGCCGGGCCAUUUCUAUGAUAAUUACUUCGACGCCGGAUUCGAUGUUGAUACCCUUGAUAUAGGACUCCUCAACGGUCUUGUCCUUUUGGUUGAUGUUCCAAGGGAUAACAAUAUUACUGCUGAAGUUAUGAAGUCCUUGUAUAUCCCUAAAGGUGUAAGGCGUGUGCUCUUCAGAACAUUAAAUACUGACAGGAAACUUAUGUUUAAGAAGGAAUUCGACACAAGCUAUGUUGGAUUCAUGGAGGAUGGUGCAAAAUGGCUGGUGGAGAACACUGACAUCAAACUUGUAGGAGUUGAUUACUUAUCCGUUGCGGCAUAUGUUCAUUCGGUUCAGUCUCAUCUUGUUUUUCUGGAAAGCAGGGAAAUCAUUCUUGUGGAAGGCCUAAAGCUAGACGGUGUCCCAGCAGGAAUAUAUUCACUCAACUGCUUGCCUCUCAGGUUGGUUGGUUCUGAGGCAUCACCAAUUCGGUGCAUUCUGAACCGAUGAUGAAGUCCGUGAGUUGCACGUGGUACGGCCGCAGGUAGCAACAUAGCCCGAAUGUAGUCAGUGGUAUCAACAAGGAGCAUUUUGAUGCAAACCAUACCUAUAGUAUAGUAAUAAUCUCAAAGAAUUGAGGACUUGCAGAUGCACUUGUAAUAAACUUGUGUUUUCAACUUUUACCUCAGAAGUAGUCCCCCUUGUGCACCAUUUGAACUUGUAGACCCAUGCCCAUAAAUUCUUUAUAAUUUCAUUAUAUAUUAAUUAUGAGGAUUUCUUAAUGCA